Molecule: messenger RNA, 2477 nt
Organism: Sphaeroforma arctica JP610
Lineage: Eukaryota; Ichthyosporea; Ichthyophonida
Product: D-alanine transaminase
Exons: 5
Coding region: 1-801 (266 amino acids)
Biological process (GO): carboxylic acid metabolic process
Cellular component (GO): cytosol
Molecular function (GO): catalytic activity
Source: RefSeq, a predicted model, not a curated record
AUGAGCAGGAUAGUAUAUCUAAAUGGAGAGUAUAUGGAAGCGGCUGAUGCGAAGGUGUCCAUCUUUGACCGAGGCUUUACCUUUGCAGAUGGAGUGUAUGAAGGAAUCGGAAUCGUAGAUGGUGUGGCUUUUGAUGCGCUCAAUCAUAUGAACCGCUUGAAGCGUUCGCUGAAAGAGCUCGAGAUAUCACUGUGUGACGAAGAAGUGGAAGCUCUCCCGGAAGUGUGGGCGAAUUUAAUACAUCGGAAUGAUGUAGAAGAGGGUCUCGUCUACUUACAAGUCACACGGGGCGCUCCUUCCGACAGAAGUUAUAUGUUCCCGUCUUCAAAUGUUCGUGCCACAGUAGUAUUGUUCGUACAGCGCAUGAACCUCAUCAACAACCCUGUGGCGAAAAGAGGUCAGGCCGUCAUAACCAUCCCUGAUAACCGAUGGGGAAGGCGAGACAUUAAGACAAUUCAGCUACUCACUCAGAGCUUGGGUAAAAACGCCGCCAAAGCACAGGGCUGUGAUGAUGCCUGGCUAUACAAUCCGAGCGACGAUAUGGUGAAUGAGGCGUGUUCGGCAAAUGCGCACAUCAUUACACGUGAAGGGGCUUUGGUUACGCGCCAGUUGAGUACGGAUAUACUGCAUGGAAUCACGCGUGCAUAUGUAUUGCACUUGGCAAACGAUCACCAUCUGACCGUGCAGGAGCGAUCGUUUACGCGACAGGAAGCAUACGAUGCGAAGGAAGCCUUUGUUACAAGUUCAUCGGUAUGUUUGAGGAAUCCCGAAAACUCGGAGUUGAUUGUGCUUGAAGGUUGAGUUGUAGUAGACAUGCUAUUUUAUACGCUUUCGUGUACAGUUUGAUACGCCUCACGUCCACGUUUCAUACUGUAUUUGGAUUAUCUCCGCAGACGUUUGUAUAUCCAGUAGUGAACAUUGAUGGGCAUUUAAUAUCCGAUGGACAACCAGGACCCAUCGCGAAAAAACUUCGUCUAGCUUAUAUCAAAGCAGCAAGAGCGAAUGCUGAGUUACAUCGUAGACAACAGACGACGUAGCUAAGAGAAUUUUUUUCUGAAUUAAUGAAAUAUUCUUUCCCUUGCGAAGAAGUAGUAAAUGCUCACACCUACGUCAUAAACUCUUUCGGACUAAACGCAGUUGUCCUAAACACGUGGAUUCUGCAGAGUAUGUAUUUUAACGGUAGUGUGCACCAGGCAAGACACGUAUUAGUUGAGAAAAUAUUACGAUUACAAUCAAAUCACCUAUUAUUUAUUCUUGGCAGGGUCUACCUUACCAUAUUCUCCAAAUGUUUUGCAUAUGUAUAUGAGAAUGGAUCCUUGUCAAUCUUGCUAUUGAGCUUGCCAUUGCCAGCGGUAAAGAAACGAUCGUACAUGUGAUCCCCACCACCCCAAGCGAUGAUUGCACAGUCUCGGGGGAUAUCUACCGUCACGCAAUCACAUUCCAUCUCUGAGUUAACGCAGCAGUCGUCCGUUUCCUGAGCACCAGCACUUAGCCUGCCUGAGACUGAGUGGCUGCUACCAUCGUAGUCGCAGAGCCACGGAUCCGCCUUGUGGGUCAGUUGAGAUAUCGCCUGGUAUUUUGAACGGGUGUGUAUGUAAACUGCGUUAUCUUCAUCAUCCAAGAUGUCAUCGGCGUCCGUCACAUGGUAAUCGUAGAAGGCAGAUUCCUCCCAUUCGUCAUCUUCGAUGGAACUCUCGUCUAUCGCGUUCACCGAAUCCAACCUCCAAGCAUGGGGUAGAGAUUGCGGUGGACAUCGAUGGCCUGGAGUGCCAAGCUUCUUCAUUUGCAUAGUGUGCCCCUCGAGAUCUUCUCUGAGUUGUUGUCGUACUCGUAGUAAUGUCGCCGGCUGCGGACGUGCAAUGUAUGCCCGAUACAGAAAUGGAGUUGGGCAGCUAGGCACAUUGUUUUCCUUCUCUCCCUGAUAUUGCGGCUGAGAUCGCUUCCUGAGUCUCUCAUGAUUAUCGGGUACUCCCGCCUCGUUGAGUGCAAUACGCUUCUGUCCUCCUUGCUCUUUCUCUAUACCGCGGGAAAUAUCUACCAGUGGCGCACACUGAGUGGCUGGAUGCAUCUCUACAAUAUUUUAAUACAAGUCAGAUCCUUGCCGCAAUCAGGUGCAAGUGGACGAGUUCUAGCUGAGUUCUUACUAUAUAUUGUAUAAAAAAAUGUAUAAACCUUCGGUCUCUAAGCCUCGGCAAAAUCGCAGUUGAACUAUACUAGUUGAUUUAUCAUAAUUGAUAUUUACAGAAAAAUUUACUAUGCGUCCCACACAAUACCAUCCUUUUGUUGAUAAGCUUUGUCUCAGAAAUUCAGAAUGCCAGGUUACGGAGCAAUCUGUGCUCAUCUUUGAACACACAAUGCGAUAGUCCUGACCCCUAAAAGGCCUAAGGCGUUUAGGCGUCAAAGCCUCAACAAAGGUUCAAAAUCGCAAAGACAACAAAAGUCUCAACCCCACCUCUGAAAAAGUAUUAAAAAAAAAG